Messenger RNA from Cajanus cajan (pigeon pea), 1898 nucleotides. Its product is annotated as monolignol oxidoreductase AtBBE-like 13. The record is from RefSeq and is a predicted model, not a curated record. NCBI's taxonomy places the organism in Eukaryota, Viridiplantae, Streptophyta, Magnoliopsida, Fabales, Fabaceae. Gene Ontology annotation, molecular function: oxidoreductase activity; FAD binding.
CCUUCUUGGCACAAAACUAUUAGACGUACCUUAGAAAACAAAAACCAUGGUGUCACCAAUCUCACACUUGCCACUUUAUUUGGUCCUCCUAUUAUCAGUUUCAUUAGCUAAUUCAGCUUCACUUCAAGAAAGUUUUAUCCAAUGUCUCUACUAUAAUUCAGACAGAACAUUUCAAUUUCGUUCAUCAGUUUACGCUCCAACAAACCCUUCAUUCACUACCAUCCUUGACUCCUCAGCACAGAACCUAAGGCUUUUGGUGCCUUCAGCACCAAAACCCGAGUUCAUAUUCACACCCUUUCGUGAUUCCCAUGUCCAAGCAGCAGUGAUAUGCUCCAAGAAACUUGGGAUUCACCUUAGAGUGCGAAGUGGUGGCCAUGACUAUGAAGGGAUCUCAUACGUUUCCGAAAUUGAGAGCCCCUUCAUAGUUGUUGACUUGGUCAAGCUCCGUGGCAUCAAUGUUGAUAUCCAAAGCAACACUGCUUGGGUUCAGGCUGGUGCCACAACUGGUGAAGUGUACUACAGAAUAUAUGAGAAGAGUUCAGUUCAUGGUUACCCUGCAGGCCUUUGCACAAGCUUAGGCAUUGGAGGGCACAUCACAGGAGGAGCCUAUGGAACCAUGAUGAGAAAGUAUGGUCUUGCUGCUGAUAAUGUCCUAGAUGCUAAAAUUGUGGAUGCCAAUGGAAGGAUUCUUGAUAGGGAAGCCAUGGGGGAGGACUUGUUUUGGGCCAUAAGAGGAGGUGGAGGUGGUAGCUUUGGUAUCCUUCUUUGGUGGAAGAUAAAGCUUGUUCCUGUGCCACCAACUGUGACAGUUUUUACAGUUACCAAGAGCCUUGAGCAAGGUGCAACCAAGAUUCUUCAAAGGUGGCAGGAAGUGGCACCCUUUAUUGAUGACAACCUCUUCAUCAGAGUCAUCAUUCAACCAUCCAGUGCUGGAAACAAGACUCAGAGAACCAUCACAACUUCUUACAAUGCUCUCUUCCUUGGUGGGGCCAGAACACUCCUCCAAGUCAUGAAGACAAGCUUCCCUGAGUUGGGUUUGACAAGAAAAGAUUGCUUGGAAACUAGCUGGAUCAACUCUGUGCUCUAUAUUGCAGGCUUUCCUAGCGGCACCCCCGCAGAGGUUCUGCUCAAAGGAAAAUCAACAUUCAAGAACUUCUUCAAGGCCAAAUCAGAUUUUGUGAGGGAGCCAAUACCAGAAAUUGGGCUUGAGGGGUUGUGGCAAAGGUUGCUCGUUGAAGACUCCCCCUUGAUAGUUUUUAACCCGUAUGGUGGAAGGAUGAGCCAAUUCGCAGAAUCUGAUACCCCAUUCCCUCAUAGAAAUGGAACACUCUAUAAAAUUCAGUACUUAUCUCUAUGGCAAGAGGGAGACAAGAAUGCUGAAAAGCACAUAGAUUGGAUUAGGAAGCUUUACAAUUACAUGGGUCCUUAUGUGUCUAGCUUGCCAAGGGAAGCAUAUGUGAAUUACCGGGAUCUUGAUUUGGGAAUAAACACCAAAAACAGCACAAGCUACAUAGAGGCAAGUUCUUGGGGUUAUAGAUAUUUCAAGAACAACUAUGACAGGUUGGUAAAGAUAAAGACCAAAGUGGAUCCUCAAAACGUGUUCAGGCAUGAGCAGAGUAUCCCACCACUUCCACUCUGAGUGCACAAGGCAAUAAAUGGGAAAUAAGGCACUGUGAUGCUACAAUCAUUAAUUAGACUUGUAUCUAUAAAUUUGUGAGAGUUAAUAUGGAUACAAUUAGAUUAUUAGUUGAGUUGUUUUUGGUCAAUUUAAUGUUGUGAGAUACAGAUUAUACACCUAAUUGUUUGCUGUUUCUGUGAUUUGUGUACUUCACUAAAUUAUGUACGAGUGACUGAAGUGUUGUUUCUCAAGCAAAAACUUUGCUAUCACUAUUGGUCUU